This is a messenger RNA of Exaiptasia diaphana, 2028 nucleotides long. RefSeq names its product GRIP1-associated protein 1. The record is from RefSeq and is a predicted model, not a curated record. Gene Ontology annotation, biological process: regulation of modification of synaptic structure; regulation of recycling endosome localization within postsynapse; neurotransmitter receptor transport, endosome to postsynaptic membrane. NCBI's taxonomy places the organism in Eukaryota, Metazoa, Cnidaria, Anthozoa, Actiniaria, Aiptasiidae. Gene Ontology annotation, cellular component: extrinsic component of postsynaptic early endosome membrane; glutamatergic synapse; postsynaptic recycling endosome.
CUUGCAGAGAAGCGUAAAAGUGCGUUGGAUCAAAUGGCGAUAGAACGUCACGACAUCGACCGAGUCCACCGAGAGCAAGUGGACAAGAUACAUGAAGAUCAUAAGAAAACUAUGACAGAAUUAGCCGAGCAGCUCACAGGAGAAAAGAAAGUACGAAAGGAGAACGAGGAUCUCCAACAAAAGCUGUUAGAUACAAAGACGAGACUACAGGCUUCAGAGGAAAAAUGUAGCUGGUUUGAAAGAACUUUAUCCAGAACUGAAGAAGCUGCGAACGCCGAGAAAGAACAAAACAAGAAAGUUACGGAAGACUUAAUUGAAAAACAUAACCAAGACAUGGAAACUUUAAACGAAGAGAAAAAGAAGCAAUUUGAGGAAAUGACGUCACAAAUUGAAGAACUGAAUAACASAAUAGAAGAAGAAGCUGAAAAACACAGACAGGAAAUGGAAGAGCACAGUGAAAACAUGACAAAACUGACWCAGGAACUGAAAGAUAAACAAGUUGAAAAUAGAAUAGCAGGGAAGAAAGGAGAUCAAUUGGUGAAAGACCUAAAGCGUCAAUAUAAACUAGAGCGUAAACGAGCUGACCAACUACAGCAAAAGUUACAAGAAGCCUUGUCAGAGAAUCGAGCAAAACAAAACUUUGACGAGCUUUUCAGUACUCCAGGACAGCGCAGGAAUAGCGGUGAUUCGUCUAUUCUCAGCCCUAACAGAAGUGAUAUAGACAGUCCAGAUAUCAGACCUCCAAGCCCAUCCUCGUCGAUCUCAGGUCUUCUCAACGAAGACACGACAGACCUGAUUGAACGACUCGCAGACGUACAGCAGGAAAAAUGGCUGCUUGAAGAAAAAGUUCGACACUUGGAAGAAACCGGUGGUGCUUUGGCUGAUGACCUGAUGCAAAAAUCACACAUUAUACAAACAUACGCUAUGCAGACCAAAAUUGGUCCCAUCAAUGAGUCCCCCAAAACACCAACCAUCACAUCACUUAAAGAAAGAAUGAAGUCAAGUUUGAAUAUCGGAAAAACCAAAGCUGAUACCAAGAAAAUACAAAUGCUACUCGAGGAAACACUAAUGAAGAAUGUGCAACUACAAGAGGACAUUGAUCGACUAUCCAAGCAGUUACAGAAAUAUACAAAAGACGAUACGUCAAUACUAACUAACCAAUCAGUGACAAGUAUAUCAGAAAACACACAGUCGUCAUCAACCACCAAUGAAACGACACAGGGUUCCCAAGAUUUUGAUGAGAGCUCCACGACACAGGAAUCCCAUGUGGAAUCCUUGUCGUAGUUCGACGGUGUAUGUAAAUAGAAUAAAUUUAUAGGGUUAAAUUAGUUAGGAUAUAUUUAGAUACAGCACAGUUUUAAUCAACAUAAGUUAAAUACAACAUUAAUCCGAAAUAUAUAGAGGAUACAUGUAUACUAUUACAUAGGCACCCGGAGAUACGGAUUUUAUCUUCGAGUAUUGAAAAGAACUCUCACGAGUGACCGUAGCACGAGAAGAUAAAAUUCGUAUCUCCAAUCGACCAUGUAAGAUUCUGUUUAUCAUAUAAUUACAUAUGUGUGCAAAUAAUUCAGAAAUUUCUUCGAUAGUAAAACUUGUGAAAUUUAAAACUAUUUCAGUUGUCUUCUAUACUCACGGAUCUCUUGCAUUUCCACGGACUGUUAGUCAAUAACAGAAWUUCUUACAUGGUUUUGAGGCUAACAAAGCGUAAAAGAGAUCGCUUAAAGGGUUUAUAUGAUAAAUGGUUAUUACAGUUAUCUUAGCUCAACUGUCUGUCCCUCUAUCUGUAGAAAUGUAUCCAAUGUCUUUCAAUCAGAUGAUAUGUUUAUCCAGUAUCCUGUACUCGAGCCCAGUGUAUGAGAAUUCUUAUCGAAUAUGUUUUUAUAUCGUUUUUAAAAUGCUUCUUUAUCAAGACAGGUGCUUUAGAUGUAAAACUAGUCAAUAUCAGCCAGGUUAGAUACAAUGAUAUUAAAAUAUCACACUCCUUGGAUUCAAUCUUAUUCAAUAUUAAAAAGUUUGAUUACAACAGUA